AUGACCUCAAGAAUUGGACCCUGGAGGUCAGACGCCCAGGGUCACCUGUCUAAAGACCCCAAUGGCGACCUCAAGACCGAUUACACCCGCUGGCGGUUGGUGAACGAAGAAGGUCGCCAGACGUGGCGGUACCUUGAAUCCGAUGAAGAGAACGCCGCCUGGGUACAAUCAGUUGCUGAGAAAUACCAUUUAGGUCUCCCAACUGGAUUGCCAAUUCUGCCUGAGGCCAAAACACCGCUUCAAGCUGCUGAGAAUGGCCUGUCUUUCUUCUCACAUCUGCAAUUAGAGCCCGGUAACUGGGCUUGUGAGUAUGGUGGUCCUAUGUUCUUGCUGCCAGGGCUUUUGAUCACUUGGUACGUGACCAACACUCCAAUUCCACCCGAGUAUGCGACGGAGAUCAAACGUUAUUUGUUUGCCCGUCAACAUCCAGAGGAUGGCGGUUGGGGUCUGCACAUCGAGGCCCAUAGCUCGGUCUUCGGUACUGCUAUGAACUACGUUGCCUUGCGUCUGGUCGGUGUCAGUGAGGACGAUCCUCGUAUGGUCAAGGCCCGUGGUCUGCUGCACAGUUUCGGUGGUGCUGUCUACGGUCCACACUGGGCAAAGGCUUGGUUGAGUAUCUUGGGAGUUAUGGACUGGGACGCUGUUAACCCUGUUCCUCCAGAGAUCUGGCUUCUCCCCGACUGGGUGCCCUUUGCUCCUUGGCGUUGGUGGAUUCACAUUCGUCAAGUGUUCCUUCCAUUGUCCUUCAUCUGGUCCAAGAAAUGGUCUCACCCCCUCAAUGACUUCACACGACAGCUCAGAGAGGAGUUGUAUACUCAACCCUACAGCUCUAUCAACUUCAAAAGAUACCGCAACACGAUUCAUGCUGCCGAUAACUACUACCCAAAGACCUGGCUUCUGAAUACUCUUAACGAGGUCCUAGUUCACCUUUGGAACCCCUUCCUUCGCAUUGGCCCCAUAGUCAAACAGGCCGAGGCUUGGACCUGGAAGCUGAUUCAGAUGGAGGAUGAAAAUACCGACUACGCGGGAUUGGGUCCCGUUAGUAACCCGCUUAACAUGGUCGCCUGCUACAUUCAAGAGGGCCCCGAUAGCUACUCUGUCCGUCGGCACCGUGAGCGACUGAACGACUAUAUGUGGAUGAAGAACGAGGGUAUGCUCGCAAACGGAACAAACGGUGUCCAGGUGUGGGAUACAACUUUCGUCACGCAGGCUGUGGUUGUCGCCGGCUUCGCCGAUGAUCCCAAGUGGCGGCCGAUGCUUACGAAGGCCCUCGAGUUCAUCGAAGACCACCAGCUGCGUGAGAAUGUUCCCGAGCAGGAGAAGUGCUACCGUCAACACCGGAAAGGUGCUUGGCCCUUCAGUACCAAGACCCAGGGAUACACCGUCAGUGACUGCACAGCUGAGGGUCUUCGAUCGACCAUCCAGCUCCAAGAGAUGCACAACUUCCCGAAGCUUAUUUCGCUGGAGCGCUUGAAGGACAGUGUAGACUGCCUGUUACUAAUGCAGAACCCAACUGGUGGUUUCACCGAGUACGAGACCACCCGUGCAUCUCCCAAGGUCGAGUGGCUCAACGCCGCCGAAGUUUUCGGCGGAAUUAUGAUCGGUUACGACUACCCAGAAUGCACUACAGCCUCCGUGACCGCACUGUCUCUCUUCAGCAAGUUCUACCCCGACUACCGCGCCGACGAGAUUCGCGUGGCCAAGCAAAAGGCCGUGGCUUACAUUAAGCGCGUCCAACGCGCCGACGGUAGCUGGUACGGAUCUUGGGGUAUUUGCUUCACCUACGCCGCCAUGUUCGCACUGGAGAGCUUGGCCAGCAUCGGUGAGACAUACAAAACCAGUGACAACUCUCGCCGGGCCUGUGAAUUCUUGAUCGAAAAGCAACAGGCCGACGGUGGCUGGGGUGAAUCCUACCUCAGCAGUGAAAAACACGUCUACGUGCAGCACGAGAAGUCGCAGGUGUGCCAGACUGCUUGGGCUCUGUUGGCCCUAAUGGAGGCCCAGUACCCUGACCAAGAGCCUCUCAAGAAGGGCAUCCAGCUGCUCAUGUCGCGCCAGCAGGCCAACGGCGAGUGGUUGCAAGAGCUCUAUUGA
Messenger RNA from Penicillium chermesinum, 2094 nucleotides. RefSeq names its product terpene cyclase/mutase family protein. Gene Ontology annotation, biological process: triterpenoid biosynthetic process; ergosterol biosynthetic process. The record is from RefSeq and is a predicted model, not a curated record. Gene Ontology annotation, molecular function: lanosterol synthase activity. NCBI's taxonomy places the organism in Eukaryota, Fungi, Ascomycota, Eurotiomycetes, Eurotiales, Aspergillaceae. The coding region runs from base 1 to 2094 and encodes 697 amino acids. Gene Ontology annotation, cellular component: lipid droplet. The transcript is spliced from 3 exons.